This is a messenger RNA of Aureobasidium namibiae CBS 147.97, 645 nucleotides long. RefSeq lists its product as uncharacterized. Bases 1 to 645 code for a protein of 214 amino acids. NCBI's taxonomy places the organism in Eukaryota, Fungi, Ascomycota, Dothideomycetes, Dothideales, Saccotheciaceae. The transcript has 3 exons. The record is from RefSeq and is a predicted model, not a curated record.
AUGAUGAGAGCUCACCACUUGAUGCUCAGGUCUGACCCGACAAAAACAUGCAGACCUGGUAUGGCAGCUGUUGUCGGCAUACAACGCGCACAGCACGGGUUUGUGUCCGCCCCGGGCGGUUCUCCAGAUGUGUAUGACGCCGAGGAGUGUGAACUUGACAUGGUCGACUUGGUCACUGUAGGACACGAAUUGGCAGAUCGUGCCGGGUGGGCUAGACAGGCGUGCCUGUAUGACGUGUUGGCGCGUAGCAAGUGUAAGGACUCGUCUAUCAUGCUGAAGCUCUCCUAUCAACCAGGUCAAAACGAGGGAGUCUUGCUCGGCAUGUCCUUCGCGAUGUGCUUGCUACAUACGCGCAUCGUCGAGGGGAAGUGUCCGUUCGUGCCUUUGAGUCGUCAAACGGCAAAGAGGCUCGGUGGAAUAUCGCAGCGAGAGAGACGGGUUCGAGGCGUAUCUCGACGAAUUGGACGCCGAGCCGUAUUGAACAUCGAUAUUGACCCUCAAAAUGCCGCCAUCAACAUUCGUGUCUGCUUGUGCAUGCGCUUCCGAUCAAGCUUGAGAAUGACCACAUCCACCGAACACCGAGCGAUGCGACUCAGUCAACCCGAUUCAGCCUGUCAUGGAGCCAUUACCACCUACUGCGACUAG